Molecule: messenger RNA, 411 nt
Organism: Necator americanus (New World hookworm)
Lineage: Eukaryota; Metazoa; Nematoda; Chromadorea; Rhabditida; Ancylostomatidae
Exons: 9
Coding region: 1-411 (136 amino acids)
Source: RefSeq, a predicted model, not a curated record
AUGUUGGUUAUCGUGUAUGUCAUAGCAUCUCUUCACUCUUUCCGAAUGCGGUAUUUUUGGCAGAAGAUGUACUUGCUUCUUCUGAUUCUUGUACUUAUCGACUUCAUUGAUUCAGCUCCUCAAUGGGGUGGAGGCGGCCCAGGUGGCUGGAACGGACCAGGAGGUGGAUUUGGACCAGGGCCUCAGCUACCAAAUCAAGGAGGCAUGGGAGGUGGACCAGGACCAGGUGGAGGCGGUCCUUGGGGAGGAGAAGGUGGACCAGGUCCUCAACUACCAAAUGAAGGAGGCAUGGGAGGUGGACCAGGGUCAGGUGGAGGCGGCCCUUGGGGAGGACAAGGAGGACCAGGGCCUCAGCUACCAAAUCAGGGAGAAUGGGGUGGACCAGGAGGAAGACCAGGAGGAUGGUUUUAA